AUGUUUCUGUUUAUCUUGCUAUCAUAUGCAUUAGCUUGUUCAGAUCAGAAUUGCGUAGAAUGUAAUUAACCUACAAUUUGCACUGCUUGUGUUUCUCCUCUAAUAUUAAGCAACAAUCAAUGCGUAUUCAAUUGUCCAUCAAACUAUUACCCCGACAUUGUAAAUAAUGUGAGAUAGUGUCUGAAAUGUAAUGACAAAUGUUUGGAGUGUUUUGAUGGCUCACCAUCUGGUUGUACUAAAUGCAUGAAGCCUUUGAGAUUGAUGUGUGGCAAUUGUAUUGAUAGUGUGGCAGAUUCUGGGUGUUCUGAUUGUAGUUCUCAAUGUAUAACUUGUUUUGGCAGAACCUCAUCGGAAUGCUACCUUUGUAAACUUCCGAAUUUCCAUUCUCCAAACACUGACAGUUGUGAAUUAAUAUGUGAAUACCCAUUGUAUGGAGACGUGAAUGAUUUCUAGUGUAAAAACUUUUGUCCCCAAGGCACCUAUGGCUAACCAAUCACACGAUAAUGCUUGCCAAAUUGUCCAGAUCCUUAUUUUAAAAAUGAAUUGAAGACAAAUUGUGUGAAGGAAUGUCCAAUGGGUACCUACCCCUAAGAUAAAUCAUGUUUGACAUGCCAUACAACAUGCGAAACAUGUUCUGGUGGAAAAUCAACAGAUUGCAUAUUUUGCAAAGAAGGCUAUUUUAUGUAUAACCAAUAGUGUGGAUAUUGUGAGAACUUAUAAUACUCAAACAACGAAACAAGAACCUGUGUAGAUUUCAUUACAUAUUCCUUAAAUAUUUUAGAAGCCCAUGAUUCAACCAUAGUAUUUGAAAUUUCAUUUUCAAGUGGCAUUAAUCCAGACACUCUUGAUCUUAAAUCUCAAAUUGAUGUUAUGAAUAUAGAUAGUUCAUAAUAUUAAAUGACAUUAAGUUCUGUUUAAGAUGAUUAAUUCUUUGUCAUUACUUUAGAUUUUGACAUAUCUCAUAGGAACACUCAAAUCUCCUGUAAUUUUACUAACAAUAUUAUGAAUGAAAAUAACACUCCCAUUCUAUUGUCUACUGCAGUUUAAAAUUUGGAAAUACCUGCAUAGUUUAUACCACCAAAUUAAGAAGCAAAUAGUAAUACAAUUAACACUUAUAUGAUCAUCAGUUAUUUGUCUUACUUUUGCUUUUUGUUUCUCCUAUGUCUACUCUUAAGAACCUAAAGAAGAAUGUUCUACUUAAUUAUAAAUACCUUGUAAUUCAUUCAAGUAAUGAUUUUUAUCAAUUUUACUUUUUCAACACUUACGUUGAACUCCCUUUAACUGUUGGAUGUUGUAAAUUUAAGGAGAAUACCAGCCUUGGGAAUUUCUUAUGAUGGAACUUCACUACAUUUCUUCAACACCCCAAUUUACAAUCAAAUCCCAAACAACAAUUUUCUUUACAAUGCAGGCUAUUAUUAUAAUUUCAUAGCCAAUGGAGGCAUAUAAAUCCUUGGAAUUCUAAUUAUAUUUUGGAUUAUUUGGGCAAUUAGCUUUAUUUUACAUAAUUUUAUCUUGAUCAAUAACAAAAUAGAGACAUUGAAAUUUUAUAGAACAAUGCUAGAAGGUAGCAGUGAUUUGCUAGUACGAGUUAAUGAGUUUCUCUACUUUCCAUUGAUUCUCAUUUCCAUUUUAUAACUGUGGGGAUAUGACUUUAGUUCGGAUAUCAAUAUAGCCUCAUUUGUAUUGUCAAUUGUCACUAUAUUAUACUACCUGAUAUAUUUCAGAAGUGUAUACAAAUCGUAAUUCCUUGAUAUAGAUCAAUAGGAAAUGGAAAACAAAUACUUCACUUUCUUUGCUGAUUUCAAGCAAUCAAAUGAAAUCAAAAAGAACUAUGAAUUUAUUAAUUACUUCUUAAAAUCGAGUACUGCUUGUUCGUUAAUUUUACUCAAUAAUUUUCCUUUUGUUUAGUUUUCAAUAUCAUUUUCUUUGAUUUCACUCUACUUCAUACUUCUGAUUCAAAGAAGACCAUAUCUAAGAAAUAUCAUGAACUAUUCAGCCAUUUUUGGAUAUCUCAUAAUUAUUGGAUUGUAUAUAACAUCCAUUAUAUCAGAAAUAGAAUAUCAAUCUAAGAUUAACGACAUAGCAAUCACAAAUAAUUAUGUUGAAAAAUAAUACAUUUUCGGAUUAUCUUUUAUGAUAUUAAUUUAGAUUGUUUUAGGGUUUUAUGCAAUUACUUUUAGUUAUAAUAAAUUUCAAGAUUAUUUAAAGUUUUUAGAUAAAAAACCAGAUUGGGGUAAGAGUUUCUUAUAAAAAAUGGAAAAAUUCAUGUUUUCAGAUAAAAUUCAAGAAGUGGAAAUGGGCAAUAUAUCUUUAACAAAUUGA
Paramecium tetraurelia is the source of this 2322-nucleotide messenger RNA. RefSeq lists its product as uncharacterized. Lineage: Eukaryota; Ciliophora; Oligohymenophorea; Peniculida; Parameciidae. The transcript is spliced from 6 exons. The record is from RefSeq and is a predicted model, not a curated record.